Molecule: messenger RNA, 599 nt
Organism: [Candida] anglica
Lineage: Eukaryota; Fungi; Ascomycota; Pichiomycetes; Serinales; Debaryomycetaceae
Source: the annotation of a GenBank genome assembly
UAGAAUCCGAUCCUGUGUGUGCUAUUUGAUAUGCAGGAUCUAAUUUGAUGGAAUUUGUACAGGAAUGCAGGUGAUUGUAGUCACGUGGAUGUUCAGGCUGUACUACGCUUUAAUAAAUAUAAGUUCUAUUAUAUAUUCUAGAUGCUUCAGCUUCGUUGUAAAUGAUUGUUUUACUGUGAAACUAUUAGCAAAUUUAAUACUCUCUAAAUACUUAGUAUUUUACUCUCAUUCUUCUAACACAUCAAUUCUCCAACCGAGAACUAGCCUGAAUUUAUAGCUGAGAUCAGCGGUAAAAUUUGCUGCAAAAUUUUCCCGAAGCUCAUCUAUUGCCCCCAAUUCCGCUCCUAAUUCCCCUCCUAAUUUCGCUCCCAGUUCCACUCCCAGUUCCGUGUAGGCGCCUUGCUUCAACAAGUCAUGCGCCUUUUGCAUUCCGUGUCUCACCACCACUGCAUCGCGCCAAAGACUCUGGUUCGCAAGUUACUCAUCUUUUCCUCCAUAUAACUACUUCCACGUGAUAUAUCGAAUCCUUCAUAUAACACCUUCCAUAAACCAUCAUAAUUUACUAAUUAGGUAGUCAGUUUAGAAGCCAGAAAGGGUGA